Molecule: messenger RNA, 15342 nt
Organism: Plasmodium vivax (malaria parasite P. vivax)
Lineage: Eukaryota; Apicomplexa; Aconoidasida; Haemosporida; Plasmodiidae
Exons: 13
Coding region: 1-15342 (5113 amino acids)
Biological process (GO): microtubule-based movement
Cellular component (GO): dynein complex
Molecular function (GO): minus-end-directed microtubule motor activity; dynein light intermediate chain binding; dynein intermediate chain binding
Source: RefSeq, a predicted model, not a curated record
AUGAGCGCAAAAAAUAUUGAGAUUAAGCAGAAUGUUUUUUUAUCGAACAUUUUUUGCGACUCGGACAAUUUGAAGAAUUUAAUGAGGGGCAGCCCUAAGAAGAGGGCCAGGGAAAAGGACAAGGAAAAGAAUUACCUUUCGGCGCAGAACUUCUGCUACGACAGGGAGGGCGAUGAAGACAUCUUCAAGGUGGAAGAAAUUUACGACCGGGACUUCUCGUCGAAGGAGAAAAAGUGCAAGCUGUUCGUGCCGUUCAAAAACAAAAGGGAGAGGGAGCCCAGAUUUAUCACUAUAGAAAAGAUAAAGAAGAAAUAUAAAAGCAUCAAUAUAUACGAUGCGCUAAAUGACAAAAAGAGGCUGCUCGAUUCGGAGGAAGCCAAUUACAAAUGGCAAGACAUACUAAACUAUGAGGACUCCUCUUUCGACAUAUUCACGAUAGACGAAAUAGUGAAGGAGCUGAAGGAGGAGGAAAUCCCAGAGGACCAAAUAGGCGAAAAAAACAAGUCAGCAAAGGAGUCAAAUCAUGAAAAUUUAAAGAAAAAGGAAAGGAACGUCGUUCCGUUUAAGGCGAAAGGAGUGACCUCACAACAAAAGAACAUAUUUCAAAGCGUCUUUGAUGACAUAUACAUUUAUGAUUAUAACUACGAGUCGAAUUUGUUUAUAGUAAAGAAAAAAACAUCGAACGAAUUUUUCGAAAUUCAUAGAAUGCAGUUUUUUUUUACUAGCGAAAAUCCAAUACUAUACGCAGAGAAAAUUUUUAACGCCAUUAAAAACAGAUCUACCAACUUGAAGAGAAGGCUACACUUUGCAGAAAUUGACAACAAGUUUGCCCACUUCAAUUGUAUUCUGAACGAUGUGCACGAAAUUGCCGAAAGGAAUUCAAUCAUAAAGAAUGCCACUGAUGUGCAAUCCAUUGCCAGCAAUUUGAACACCUUUUGUAAUGUCUGGCUAGGCAGACGAAUUUGCAGCAACAAAUUUUUUAAAUUUCCCCCCCAGUUGUACAGAGAUAAGAACGAAAUAAAAUACUACAACUACGAUUUUGAGAAUAAGAAGAACAUCAUUAAGCAGUGUGUGCUGCUGGAGAACAAGAAAGUCAUCAAGACUUUUUUGGGCAUUAUAAACAAGUGUGCCUUGGUUAGGAUAUCCAUUUUUGAUACCACCAUUUCGAGUCCCUACGAGAUGAACGACUUCUUCCAGGCGCAGAACGCCUCCGUUUUGAAGUCCUUCGAACGCGUGAACAGCGGCUGGAUGAACGACAUGAAGGCGAUCAUCGAGGAGAACCUGAAGAACUGCACCAAGGGCAACUACAACCUGAAGGACAUCUCCACGGAGACCUUCAAGUACACCAAGAUAAGGAUCUUCUUCAACAUAUUGAAGCUGAUCAUCGAAAGGAGAAUAAACGAAAUGUUGGUUAGCAACAUGGACGAGUUUGCAAACAUGUUCGUGCAAAACAUGGUGAGCUGCAAGAAGAACAAAAAUUACUUGCCCGUAUUUGUAAUUAACGUGACGAAGAAAUUUGACUACUCCAGAUUUAUUCUAGACAACAGUCCCCUCUCCUUCUUCGAAAAGUUGGAAGACCUCAUCUACUCCACGCUCAUAAAAUACCAGCAGAUAGAAAAAAUAGAAAAGUUAGUAAUCCCACAGGUGUUCAAAAACGACAAAUUUAUUUUCUACAAAUCUAUCAAGGAAAGUGACAAAUUUAUAUGUGAAAAGUUGCUUCACAUAAGGCACCUUUUUGACGAGUCAAAAAAUAUGAUAGAUAGCUACUUGUCCAAAAUUAACAAGCACGCUGACAUUCUCAAUUUCAAUGUUAAUGAGGCCAUCAAAAAUAUUGACAUCAACACGAGUGUGGAGCAUAUUCAAAAUAUCAUUUACAAAAAUUUUGAGAAGAUACAAAACAUUAAUGAGACCAUCGAGGAUAACAUCAACUUGGGGAUCUUCCUCGUCAAAUGCAAAGACAUCAAGCUUUUCAUCAUAAAUGAGGUUAACAAUUAUAUCAAGGCUUUGACCAACAUUAUUGUGCAGCGGUACAAAGAAAAGUACACGUCGAACCUCAUGUUCUACAACUCCAUCAUCGUGAGGCUGAAAAAGAAGACCAACAAAAUUCAGGACAUCUACGAAAAGGAGGAGUACAUCAAGGACAUGAAGAAGAGCCUGGACUUCGUCUCGCACGACAUCAAAGAAAUCAACGUCCUCUUCAACUGCCUGAACAAGCUCAACUACAAGUUUUCCAACGACGAUUAUCUCUCCUACUGGAAAAUAGUCAACCGACCCAGCAAGAUAGAAAAAAUUGUCAAGGAGGUGAACGAGCACAUAGUUAAGCAGAAAAACAUUCUCCUCGAAGAGCUCAUAAAUGACGAAUCGAAAUUCCAAAGCAGCAUUGUUGACAUGAAGGAGAAUGUGCAGUCCAUCAAAAGCUUCAACGAUGAGAGCAACUACCUGAGCAUUAACAAGUUUAUCCUGACCGUCCAGAAUCAGCUAGCCGUUCUCAUCAAGGAGUCAAAGGAGAUCAAUUACCGGGAAAAGCUCUUCAACAUUGAGAUGUCCGAUUUCUCGAUCCUCCCCAAGAUUCAAAAUGAGCUGAACCUGUACUACACCUUCUGGCUCAUUUACAAAAGCAUAAAGUCGAUGGACGAGCGGUUCGACAAAAAAAUUAACUCCCUCAACCACAAAAAAAUAGAAGACGACUUUAACUUGAUCCUGAAAAAUAUGAACAAAAUUAACAAGCACGCCAAUGAGUACUACAAAAAUAAGAAUGGGUUAAUCAAAAAGAUGAAUGAGAAGCUGACCUUCUUCAAUUCGUACGUGUCUCUGUUAAUUUCGUUGAGGAAGCCGAGCAUAAAGGAGAGGCACAAGGAGCAGAUUGCCAAAAUUAUCGACGACAAGAACAACAUCGACUUCAACACGAUAACUUUUAACGAGCUCCUCAAGCUGAACAUAAACAACAAAAUAACCAGCAUUAUUAACAUUUGUGAGAAGGCCAAUAAGGAGAAUGCCAUUGAGAAGUUUUUGGGGAAGAUAAAGAACAACUUCAGCAAAAUCGAGUUCCAAAUGAAGCAGGAGGAGAACAACAAAAUCUGGAUCAUCUCCAACAUGAACGAAAUUUUGGCCAAGAUUGAGGAGAACCUGGUGGUGAACCAGAACCUGCUCAUAAUAAACAUCUACGAAAUUUACCACAUCGACAUAAUCAACAACCAGAACAUGAUGAUGAACGCCAACAACAUCAUCCACACGUUGAAGAAGAGCCAGAACCUUUUUCUCUACCUCAGCCGGAUCUUCGUGCUCACGGACAUUUCCAAGCAGCUGGCCAACGAGUCGAAAAAGUACAAGCUCAUCUACAGCAACUUCCUCAACCUGUGCAAGCUCAUCGAGGAAGACAAGAAGCUGGAGAAGUUCUGCGCCCGGAAGGACACCAAGGAGAAGCUGGCCGAGCUGUACAGCAACCUGAACCUGCUCCUGAAGAGCAUCAACGAGUACCUAGACCUCAAAAGGGAAAUCUUCAACCGCUUCUACUUCCUGAGCACAGACGACCUCAUCAACUUGAUUUCCUCCAACAUCAACGACCAGAUAAACACCUACCUGUUUAAGAUUUUUAACAGCAUUUACAAGUUGGUGAUCGUGAAUGGGCACAUCGUGGCGUUUCAAUCCCAGAGGGGAGAGCAACUCCUCCUCUGCAACGAAAUUCAAAUUGAAAAAAAAGAGAUCACGGAGAUACUCGUGGAGGUGGAAAAGGAGAUGUUCUUCAGCGUGAAGAAGCAAAUCUACGAUAACAUUUUGGAGUAUAAAAAUCUGAUGGACAUAAAGGAGGAUGACUUCCUCAAGAGCAACAAUGACAUUAAGAGUUACUCUCAGUGCAAGUCGUAUGAUGACUAUGACUCGGGCGACUCCGCGAGCAGUUUUUCGUCCGCCGGGAGUGUGGCGGAUGAGGGGGUGGCGAAGCCGCUCGACGGGGGAGUCCCUCACGAUGGGGUUGCCCCGCUUGAUGCUUCCCCUGUGCAACUUACCCCCUCAUCGGUCACCCCCCCGUCGGUGAACAAAAAGAUCCUCUUCUCCCUGAACAAGAACAGCCAGUUCGUGCUUAUCAUAAAGAACCUCUUCUGGUCCAACCUCGUGGAGCUCUUCCUAAAGUACAACAAUCUGGGCAAGUAUAAGAAGCUCCUAAAUGAAGAGCUAUACGAAUACAUCCACAUAAUUAACCGAGUGGAGAAGAAGAAGAGCGUCCUCCUACACACCCUCAUCAUUUCGCUAGUUCACAACAGAGACAUUGUAGAGGAGUUAAUAAAAAAAAAAGUCAACGAUGUUAAUAACUUCAACUGGUUAAUACAGCUCAAGUAUUUCUAUUAUAACAAAAAUUUGUACAUCAAAUAUUUGAACGAGUCUUACAUAUACGGCUACGAGUACAUCCACAAUGAUAAUAAGAUUAUUCUCACCAGCUUGAUAAAUAAAUAUUUCAUAUCGAUUUUGCAUUCUUAUAGCUCUAAGCUGGGGGUAUGCUCUGUAGGGUUGGCUGGGACAGGGAAGACGGAGACUACAAAGUAUUUUUCCAAAUUCGUGGGGAAAUUUUACUUCGUCUACAACUGCAGUUGCAACAUAAACUUUGACUUUCUGAAAAAUUUAUUCUUUGGAAUUGCCACCAAUGGGAUAUUUUUUUGCUUUGAUGAGUUUAACCGCAUAACUAUAGAGGCCCUCAGCGUGCUGGCUCAGCAGCUGUGUAACUUGUUUAGCGCCAAGUCGAGGAAGUUCAGCCGGGGCGGCGUCAACCGGGGCGGCAUCAACCGUGGCGGCAGCUUUGCGGGGAUCGGGCACCCGGGGGGGGGUGACGCGGCCGACGGGGCGGGGGAGCAUCCGCAUGGAGGAGACCACCCAAAUGGGAAGGAGCAUCAGUCUGGCGUGGCCCACCUGUCUCGCGCCGCCCACCCCUCUGGCGUGGCCCCCCUGCCGGGGGGCAGAAAAAACAUGCUCUUCUUCGAAGGGAAGUACAUAAAGAUUAACGAAGAGUUCAACAUUUUCAUUAUCAUCAACCCAUUUUACAAAGGCAGGAGCGCGCUGCCAAACAACAUCAAGGCUCUGUUUCGCUUUUUCAAUUUUAUUAAGCCAGACUUUUUCACGAUCGUGGAGGUCAUGCUGUACUCCAAGGGCUACAAAUACAGCAAGGUGCUGUCGAAAAAGAUUAUCCUCCUCUUCGAGCUAUGCGAGAAUAAUUUAAGUCCCCAAAAACAUUAUAAAUAUGAUUUGAGGACUGUGAAGAAGAUAACCUACGUCAUGGGGAAAAUUAUCGUCGAUAAGGACAACAACAAUCAUAAUAAGAACAUUUUCUACGAGUAUAAAUUUUUGUUCAUCGCUAUUGUUGAGUGCAUAAUGCCGUCCAUCGUCCGGAACGACAUCUACAUAUUCCUCACCAUUAUGAAGAACAUCUUCUACGAGCUGUACGCCUACAACCAGUCCCUCAGCCCGCCCGGCAAGGCCUGCGGCGCCGUCGACUUGAAGUGCAUCCUUUCCAGCAAGCGGAACAACGACAGCAGCAUCCUCAUGUACUUGAAGAGUUUCUACUGCAAUAUGGGGGAGCGACCCCAGCUUGGAAACGCCCCCGGAGGCACGAAAGACAACGCGGGAGACCGCCCACCGGACGACUCAGAAGUGGGCGUGGAGAUGCCGCCCGCUGAGGGAAAAGCACCCGCGAAGGAAGAAAGUCACCAAGGCAGCAAACUGUUCCUAAGCAAAAAAGAAAUCGUGGAAGAUUACCUCAAAAAAAUGCUAAAAAAAAAAAUGCUCGAGUUGAAUUACGUAGGCACAGACAGGUAUGUUAGCAAACUUAUUCAGCUGUACAAUAUGAUCAAGUUCCACACGGGCAUUCUCUUCCUCUCCUACCCACUCUCCAAAACGACAUCCUACAAAAUUUUAUCAAGAACGAUUAACACCAUCAACGAUAGGGACAUAAUCAAAAGAAAAAUGAACGACUACGUGAUAAAUGCCAACGUGGUGCGGGAGAUGGACAUGCUGGGAUUUUACGAAGAGGUAUCAAAUAAAUGGGUUCAUGGGAUAUUAACAAAAAAAAUAAUAGAAAUAAAUUCUACCUUCAAUAGAAGCGACUACCUUAACAUUAUUUAUUUUGAUUGUUACCUCCACUCCCUGUGGAUUGAAAAUUUGAACUCCGUUUUGGACGAAUCGAAAAUUCUGUGUUUAUCCAAAUGUGAUAUCAUCCCGAUACAUGAUCAUACGCGGUUUAUAAUGGAGACGCACGACUUGAAAGACAUCACCAUGGCCACAGUGAGUAGAUGCGGACUGAUCAUUUUAAAUAACUACGAUUUGGACAUCGCUUCGUACAUCUGUUCGUACGUAAACUCGCUGACCACCAAUUUUGAUCCCAUUCACAAGCACAUUUUGAUAAAUUUAUUUAUCGUUUUUUUUUACAAGUCCCUCCUCUUCAUCAGCAUCAACAAUUUAUUUGUCUACACUUUUAAUGAGUACUACUAUUGCAUUUCUUUUAUUAAGUGUAUUGACAGCUUGUUUUCCUACUGCUCCUUUGAGAUUAAUGAUUCCACGAAGAGUGAGAGUUACCAGAAAUAUAUUACAUCUAUCUUCGUCUACGCUUUGAUUUGGAGUGUGGGUUCUAAUACGUACAAAAGGGGCCGAAAGAUAUUCAACGAUUUUCUUUGCAGGCAGAUUGUCAGACACAAAUUGAAGCUAACUUUUGAGACGCUCGAGGGGAGACUCAUAGAUGUUAGACAGCUUCACGGGGGUGGGGUCGCAGCGGCGGACGCCCCCGAUGAGGGUGGCGACUUGGCUAGCUCGGUUGGCGGUGUGGCCGCGCAAGAGGAGACCCCCCAAGUGAGGGAAGCGGCUAAGCAAGUGGAGGAGGCCACACAUAGGAGAGGAGCGGCUGAGGAGGUGGAGGAGACCCCACAUAAGAGAGGAUCAGCUGAGCAGGAGGAGGGGACCCCCCUCAUCAGCGCCAACACAGGCGAUGCUGGCAGCCCCCACAGUAGCGAUUACCCAAGCGAUUGCAGCUCCCACCCAAGCGAUUGCAGCUCCGACGUGGACAUCUACAACGAGCGGAACGAGCCCAUCGAGCGCCACUACGAAAACGUCAACAGCAUGUACGACUACUACCUGAGCACCGCGCGCAAGUGCAGGAACCUGUUCAAGGGCUACGACCCCCGGCUGGGGGAGGGCGAGCAGGGGUGGCUCUUCGGCAAGUGCUACGGGAACUGCAGCUCCGACUCGAACUCGAGCGGCGACGAGCGCUACUUGGCGCGGCGGGGGGGGCGAAGGAGGAAGAGGUACCUUAACGAGCACGCCCCGGGCGGCGUGGACGACGUGCUGCAAAGCCUGCGGAUAAACCUGUUCGACUUUUACUUCAAGUACGAAAGGAACGUGAUGAGCCACCUGAAGAGCAAGGAGAACAAGUUCACCCUGAUGGACGAGUGCCUGAGCAGCACCGACGUGAUGAUAAAGCAGAAGAAGCACCUGUCGAUGAUAUAUAAUAUGGAAAUUUUUAUGAAAAACAAAAAGAGCAUUAUCAUAUCUGGGUGCAGCAACAUAGGGAAGACGCUCACGGUGGAUUACUACCUGAACAAGGUGAUGGCAAAGGAUAAGUUCUUCACAGUGGAUUUUUACUUUUCCUACAGCACGACGAGUAACCACGUGAGGAAUUACAUCGAAUCGAAGUUGACCAAAAGGAGGAGCAACUUUUACGGCACGACGAAUAACCGCAUCUGCGUUUUUUACAUUGACGAUAUUAAUAUAGAAACGGAAGUGGGUUCCAUCCGGGGGAGUCACUACCUCUCCUCCCACGAGUUUUUACGCAUGCUGUUUAAUUAUAAAUUCUUUAUAGAUCCCAAUUUGGGGGUGAAGUACGUGGAGGACGUGACUUGUCUAGCGACGAUGAAUAAUGCGUACACGAAUACGAACACGUCGAAUGGGUCCCGACUCUACAACAAUUUUAACAUCAUAUAUUAUAAUAACUACAAGUAUAGGGAAAUUUUUGACAUCUUCUUUUGCAGCCUGAAAAACAUGUUUAGCAUUUACGAUAUUAAUAUAAAAAGCUUGGCGGCCGACUUGGUGCAGAUGCAGAUAGACAUCUACAAGGGGGUAAAAGGGAUGAAGUACAGUUACUACCUCUACAGUGUGGAAGACCGAGAGGGGAAAGAAAUCUUCCUCCACUCCUUUAACAUAAACAAUAUGAGGGACAUAUAUAAGUGCGUAAAUUACUUGUCCAAAAAUAUAAACAUUCGAAAGGAGCAAAUGCUUCUGUACUUUCUCUACGAAAAUAAGGCCCUUUAUGCGGAAAGUUUUUUCUCAAAAAAUGCAAAAAAAAAAUGCGAACAAAUUGUUAAGGCAAAUUUUAGAAGAUACUUCCCCCAGGAGGAAUAUCAAAAGGUUAUUAGUCAGUAUGAUGGGGGACUCCUCUUUUGUAAUUUUUUAAAUUUAUACCAAAAUGUGUAUGAACAGGUCUCCGAUUUUAAGGAGCUAUACAAUUGUGUAUAUGGGUACAUCUCCGAGUAUGGAAAUAGUGAGAAGAUUAACAUCAUCCUCUUCGACAAUGUCCUCAUUUACAUUUGCAAAAUCACCAAGACGUUCAUGACUGAGAACUCGCACAUCCUUUGCAUCGGCAUCAACGACGCGGUGAAGAGGAAGGUCAACAAAAUCGGUGCCUUCAUAAUUAACAAGACGCUCGUGGUGUCCGAGCUGAACAAGAAGAGCAAGGCCUCUCAAUUUGUGGAGGAAAUCAAGAGGUGCCUCUUCGAUUGCGGAAUUUACGAAAAGCAAUGCGUCUACUACCUCAAUGAUGAGAAUUGCAGCCUCGAUUUCAUCCUCGAGAACCUGAACAACAUUUACAACUACGGGGACAGCUACCUCCUCUACAAUGAGGACAACUUAAAGAAGAUUUACAGCGAGUGCAAGAACAAAUGCGAGGAGGAGCACGUGGCUAGGAACCUCACCAACAUCUACGGCAUUUAUAAGAAGACCAUUCGGAAGUGCUUUCACGUGAGUCUGAACCUCUCCGCCGGCAGCUCCGACGCCGUCCUCAAGUUCCCCUACGUCCUCAAGAACUCGCGCAUCAUCUACUUCGAGGAGGACAACCACGAGGGCCUGCACGUCAUCACGAGGGAUUUCUUCCGCGGGGUGGACAGAGGCGUGGAGCCGGAUAGAAGCGUAGAGCCGGAUAGAGGCGUGGAGGAGUCAGCCAUAAAGGUGGAGGGGCCAGCCAUAAAAGUGGACGACCCGACUGAGCGGACAGGGGACCCAUCUAAGGCGAUAGGCGAGCCCACUCCCCCCACGGCUCCCGCCGCGUCUACCGCUCCUACCGCUCCUACCGCUCCUGCCGCCCUACCCUCCAUCGACCUCGAGGCGGUGAACCCGGAGCAGGACGCCAAGUGCCUGGAGGGGGUCGUGGCGGACAAGGUGUUCAUCCGGAUCCACAAGGAAGUGAUUCACCUGGCGAAGAAGUACCAAGAGGAGAAGCAGGUGCACGUGUGCGUGAACUCCAACAAGUACGUCCACUUCCUCCACUACUUUGACCACUUCUACCACGUGAAGAGAAAGGAGUUUGACGUUAACAUAGACCUUUACAGAAAGGCGCUAAACAAACUCCACAAGUGCGAGCAGGACAUCAAGACGAUGAAGAACUACCUGCUGAACAUGCAGCCAGUGCUCAACAGCACAAAUAUAGAAAUGAAAAAAAAAGUCAACCAAAUGGAGAGAGAGUCCAAAGAGGCGUACAUCAAACAGACGGAAAUAAAAAAAAAAGAAUGCGAAAUGAAGACGAAGAUAAAAAGUAUAACACAUUUAAAAAAUGAAGUGAACGAAGAAAUAACCAAAAGUUUCGCUCUACUUAAUGACUCGCUAAAUAAUUUGAACAAAUUGAAAGUAGAGCACCUCAGAGAGUUGAAGGCGUUUGUCAACCCCCCAUCCAUCGUCGUCAUGGUCAUACAGUGCAUCUUGACCUUUUUAAAGGAGGACGAAAAGUACCUGCAGGGAAAAUUAAUAAGACCGAAAACGCUCAACUAUUGGAUCUUAGCGCAGAAGACCAUUUUUAGAGACUCCAAAGUUUUCCUAGACAAUUUGAAGCAUUAUGAUAAAAAUUUAAUUGAAGAGGAAAUGAUCACGAAGAUAUCUCCCCUAAUUAAGAACAAAAAUUUUAACCCUAAAUUUGUGAGGAAGGCGUCCAAGGCGUGCGAAACCAUGUGCCAGUGGAUCCUCGCCAUUUACCACUACUUCAUCAUUAACAAGGAGUUGAAGCCUAAGAAGGAGGAAGUGCUGACUUUGGAAAGCGAAAUAAACAAAGAGCUUAGCUACUUGGAUGCAUGCAAGGAAGAGCUCAGCAUCGUCAACAGUAACUUGAGCACCAUCGAGAGGGAGAAGGAGGAAAUCACCAUCAAGCAGAACCAGCUAGUCGACAAAAUUGAAAAUAUAAAGCAGAAAAUUAAGAGGUCAAAAAUAAUUCUUUCAUGUCUGUUGGAGCAAGAAAUCAAAUGGAAUAACAAAAAAAAAACCUUAAAGAAGAAAAGGGACCUCCUCAUUGGGGACUGCAUCAUCGUGUCGUCUCUCAUCAACUACAUGUCCUACUUUCCAUACGAGUACAGAAAAAUUAUCAAGCUGAAAGUGCGCGCAAUUUUAAGCAGGUACAACAUUAGGCACACGAAGGACGUCUCCAUCUACAGCUUCUUGGAAUCAAAAAUUAAUAUAGAAAAGUGGGUCUCCUAUGGACUCACCAACAGCAGGUUCUACUUCGAAAAUAUCGUUAUCAUGAAUAACAGCAUCAAGUACAACCUGCUGAUCGACCCGCACUUCAUAGUCACCAACUUCUUAAAAAAAGUUUACCACAAGAAGAGGGACGUGGAGAUCCUUCGAAACAACAGCUCCAACUUUAUCGACAAAAUAGAGCGGGGCAUGCAGCUCGGGAAUGUCAUCCUUUUCACGCACUACGAUGAUGACUGCAGUGUGCUCUUCAACGCGCUGUUUAACUACAAAAUUGGGAAGACCCUCCUCGGCUUUGGGCGCGAGCGGGGGGGCGCCGGCGCCAACCAGGUGGUGAACCCACCAGAGGGGGGGAGCGCACCAAAAGGGGAGGAAGCACCAAAAGGGGAGGAAGCACCAAAAGGGGGGGAAGCACCAAAAGGGGGGGAAGCACCAAAAGGGGAGGAAGCACCGGCGGAAGCGACAUCUUCUGAAGUUCGCUCAUCUGAAGUUCGCUCAUCUGAAGUUCGCUCAUCUGAAGUUCGCUCAUCUGAAGUUCGCUCAUCUGAAGUUCGCUCAUCUGGAGUCCGCUCAUCUGGAGUUCGCUCAUCUGAAGUUCGCUCAUCUGGAGUCCGCUCAUCUGGAGUCCGCUCAUCUGAAGUUUGCUCAUCUGAAGUUCGCUCAUCUGAAGUCCGCUCAUCUGGAGUCCGCCCAUCUGGGGAUGGCCCAUCUGGAGUCCGCUCAUCUGGAGUCCGCCCAUCUGGGGAUGGCCCAUCUGGGGAUGGCCCAUCUGGGGAUGGCCCAUCUGGGGACGCCCCCCCCGCGAGCGGCGCGCUGACCCAAAACAACUGCGUCAACUUCAACAACAAAAUCAUCCCCGUGGACAGCGCCUUCAACAUCUACUUCAUCGUGUACGGGAGCACCCAGUUCGACGAUAACACGCAGAAUCACCUGAACGUAAUUGACUUCAACACGAAUCUGGACAUCCUGGAGGAGUACUUCCUAACCAACCUGAUAGACAAGCUGUUUAGAGCCACCAACGAGCAUAGAAGUUCCCUCAUUCAUGAAAUCCACGGCCUCAACGAACAAAUGGUAAACCAGGAGGAAGAAAUUCUACACAUUUUAAAUUACAAAGAGGAUAUCCUAAGUGAUGAUGACAUUGUAAUCAGCUUCGAGCGCGCCAACAAAAUAUACGCUGAAAAUAAAAAAAAAAUGAAAGAAUAUAAAAUGAAUAAGUUGGAGAUAGCCAAGAUUAGAAAAAACUACAUGAGCAUGUCGGAGCACAUCUCCGUCAUUUACCACUGCAUUAAUAACUUGGUCACGCUGAACCCGAUGUAUAAUUUCUCAAUUUUGUCUUUCGUAAAACUUUUAAACAUUAGCAUUGACAAAUCGGAAGAGAACAAAUUGCUAGAUAAAAGAAAAAAAGAUAUUUUAAACAUUUUCACGAGGAAGAUUCACUACGAGAUUUCUAGGACUCUCUCGGAGAAGCACCAACAGAUAUUUUUUUUUUACCUCGUCUGCAUGAUUAAUAUAUACAAGGGCGAAAUGGACUACGACGAUUACUACUUCUUUGUGUAUGACGACUACCCUAAGGGGGAUGAAAUUCGAAAUGAGGUCUUCCGAAAGGUGCAAUUGAAGCGGAAUGAUAUGUCAAAUGCGGACAAGGCUUUGGGGAGCACCUCUGCACUGGUGGACUCCUCCUCCGUUUUGAAGGAACCGUGUGAUGCUGGGAGAGGGGAGGAACCCCCCACUUCGGACGACGACGACAUGGAUGAGCUCAGCGAACAGGAAGACCUCCAAACGGUGCCGGAUGACGUGUCUAUUCAUAGCCUCCAGUCCGAUGAGUGCAACGUGCGUGAGGCGGAGGAAGAUUCGAGUAAUGCCCAGGCUGCCACCACGCAGAGGACAAUGGGAGAACCCCCCGCAGUAAGGAAUGCAAGCCACCUGGUCAGCGGCACCGUGGAGGAGUACCUCCUACUCCCCAAGGGGAGCGAGAAGGACGACUUUUUGAAUUCCUGCGAGGGGAACGUGAUGCUCCAGGGGGGCCACCCGGAGGAGGGGCGACCCGCUAACGGGGGGGUUUCUAACGGGGGUGCCGCUAACCGGGAGGCCGCUAACUCGCGUGCCGCCAGCGGGGAGGCCCAGUUCCCCUUCAGCUUCGAAACGAAGAGCCUGCCCUGGCUGAGCGCGAAGGAGUGCCUGAGCGUGAAGAAGCUAAUCAGGAGGGAAAAAUACCUCCUCUUCUUCAAAAAGGCCUUCAACGAGUACGAGCACCUAUUCAGGAGCAUCAAGACGGACCACACGAUUUUGCAGCACAAGGACCUGAAGAACCUACUAACCAACUUUGAAAAGUUAAUCAUUUUUAAAAUCUUCCGCUUUGACAUUCUCAAACUUAACAUGAAUAACUAUGUAGAUGCGUGCUUGAACAUAGGCUCUCAGAGCUACGCGAAGGAUCUAUACAAGUGCUACGAGCACUCGUCUCAGAACAAAUUGAUCCUAAUUCUGUCUGAACACCGGCUAAGCACAGCUAGCGAAAUUAUGAUGCUGAGUGAAAAAAUUACUGGAAAAAAUAACCUAAUCAUUUAUAACAAGAACGAUAAGAACUACUUGCUGCAGAUCUUAAAUGAUUCCAUAAAAAAUGGGUUCUGGGUACUAAUCGAGAAUGCCCACCUGAAUAUCCAUCUCAUCCUGGAGAUUGAAAAGUACAUUGAGGCCUGCAACAUUCAGUACUCCAACCCGGACUUCAGAAUCUGGAUCAGCACCAGCUCCGUGAAGUCCUUCCCCGACUACCUCCUCAAGCUCUGCGUGAAGGUCACCUUCGAGAACGUCCACAAUUUGAAGUCGGGCCUGCUCAACAUUUACACGAACGUGGCGCAGGAGGAGGAGGAAGAAGAGGGGGAGGAGGAGGAAGCGGAUGAAGAGAUGGAAGAAGUGGAAGAAGCGGAUGGAGAGACGGACGAAGCGGAUGAAGAGAUGGAAGAAGCGGAUGGAGAAACGGACGAAGGGGACGAUGACGGGGAGGAGAAUGGCCCGGCUGCCGCACACGCUGGACGGACCCCCCGAAGCGGAACCCCGCGCGAAGGCAUCGUCGACGUUGGCGCCGAGUGGAGCGAAAAAGGGGGCAAAAAAGGGGGUCAAAAAAGUGGACAAAAAAGUGGACAAAAAGGGGGCCAAAAAAGUGGCCCAAAAAAGAGCCCCAAAAGGAGCGAGAACGAACGCAUCCUGAUGAACAAGCUGCACUUCAGCCUCUGCUUCUUCCACGCGCUGAUCCAAGAGAGGAGCAAAUUCAAGAGCAAAGGCUUCAACAACUGCUACGAGUUCACGGACAUCGAGCUGAAGCUCUCCAAGGAAAACAUAAUCAAAUUUUUCAGAAACAAAAAUAUAGACAUCAAUUUGCUGCUCUACCUUAUAGGGAAUAUCAUAUACGGUGGUACCAUAAUCGACGUGACGGACCAGAGAUGCUUUAACAUUAUCCUAAACAAGUAUGUAAAUGAAAAGGUGAUUUACUCUAAUAAUGAGUAUAAAUAUAACAGAUACUACUACUGCCCGCACAGUUCUAAUAAGAAUCUUUUUCUGAGGUACGUCAAGUCCUUAAAUUUUAUAACCGAUUUUUCUAUUUUCAAUUUGCACCCUUCUUUAAAUACCCUAUAUUUACAAAAUUACAAUUUAAAAAUUUUGAAGAAUUUAGAGAAGCUAGAAUAUAAGGUGACAAAGGAUAAGUCCAAAUCCGACAGACACAUCUUUUCCAUCAUCCAUGUCUUGACGCAGGUCCUUCCUCCUUUUAUAAAUGCCAACAAGCUAAAUGAGUUCUUCGUAAACAAUUUGAAGUGCCCCAUCAUUACCUUCCUCAAAAUGGAAACAGAUAAAUAUAACAACCUGCUCAGAAUCAUAUAUGACGAUUUGACAAAUAUAAUUAAUUUUGUUAAAGGGAAAAUGAACUUUGCAAAAAUUCGCCACACGUACAUUUCCAUUUCGAAUCUGUGUGUGCCCAAGAGGUGGAUCGCCUCUUCCUUUUUCACCAACUUGCAGAUUUUCCACUACGCCAGGCUGAUCGCCCUCAAGGUUUCCCACCUCAACCGAUACAUCGCCCGCCUGGCCAACCGCGUCUUCAACUUGGCCGCCUUCAUGUCCCCGCGGAGCCUGAUGCUGGCCAUCCGCCAGAAAAUCUGCACAGAGGCCAAGGUCGACGCCAACAACGUGAAGCUCAAGUACCAAAUCUCCUCCUACUUCCACGAGGAGGACAUCCGGGAGGACGGCUACUUCGUGGGCGGCCUCUUCAUCGAGGGCGCCAUGUUUGACGCCACAAAUAUGCUCAUCAAGGAGUCCACCAGCAAGUACCUCUACUGCCCCAUGCCCUACAUCAAGGUCUACUUCCUCACCAGGAGCUCUCCCGUGGCGAUGCCCCUCGCCGGGGCUUCCAAACAGGCCAGGCCUGCCAAACAUGCCAAGCCUGCCAGACCAGCCAAACCCGCCGCCGUCCCCAAGGGCCGCGUGCACAGCUCCAGCUUCCACAUCUUCAAGUGCCCCAUAUACAAAAAUAUGCACAAAACGGACAACCGCCUGAACAACAACGAACCCAUAUUCUACUUAAAGCUAAACUCCAAGGAGAGGAAGGAAAAAUGGAUUGAGCGAAAUGUCUCCGGUGUGUUAAUACUCAAAUGA